This is a messenger RNA of Saitoella complicata NRRL Y-17804, 1488 nucleotides long. RefSeq lists its product as uncharacterized. Bases 7 to 1365 code for a protein of 452 amino acids. NCBI's taxonomy places the organism in Eukaryota, Fungi, Ascomycota, Saitoellomycetes, Saitoellales, Saitoellaceae. The record is from RefSeq and is a predicted model, not a curated record. The transcript has 2 exons.
CCGACAAUGACGGACCCUUUCAAUUUCAGUCUUUGGGAUAAAGGGAAAGGUCUGAACAGAGCAACCAGCCUGAAUGUUGGGAAGACGCCGAGUGAGGUCAAGCGGAAGGUGGGGAGGGUCCAUGAGCUGAGGGGGACGGGGCCGGGGCCGGUGAAGUCGAGUAUCGAUGAUUUGCUUGGUCUGUUUGAUGCGCCGGACGCGGUGCGGGCUAUACCGCCAAUCGAGAUCAGGAGGGAGUUGACGCCGACACACGCACCCACUUUGUCGGCGAACGCGGAGAGUGCAGUGAGUCAGGCCGAGGAUGAUGAUGACGAAUUUGGAGAGUUCGUGGAUAGUCCAGUGAUAUCGCAAGGAUCGACCUUUACGUCUCCCGUGGUGCUGGCGGGUGCAACAUUCCCUCCACGUCAGUUUCUUCCUCCGACGAAUCCUACGCAGCCAUUCCAAUCCCCACUACAAUCAUCGCGUCAUACAGCCCUCGACAGGCUGUCUCAGCUACAUGAGACACAGCCGUCUUCAUUCGACCUUCUCGGCACGUCCCCAGUCUCCACCUUCACCGGCCCCGCGAAGGCAUCGGCAUCAGCGUCGGCAGUCACAAAGCAAGCACCGGAUCUCGCCAUCGCCGUGCCUCAAACCACUACCGUCGUGGAUGACGACAACGAUGAUUUCGGCGACUUUAUCUCCACCCCAACCACCCCCACAGCCCCUCCCCUCCCUUCCUCUUCAUCGCCGCACGCUCCGGCCCCAACCCAAAUCCCACCCGCCCACAUCUUACUCCCCCUCCUCUUCCGCACCAUCCUGUUCCUCCCAUCCUCCUUUUUCGCCUCCCUAGCAAAACUGCCGUACCCCCUCCGCCGUCGCGUCCUCGCCGAUCCACGGACGAAACGGUAUUUCUCGGCACUUGUCGAGGGCGCACGGAUUGCUGCACGGAUCGUGGCAGGGAGGUAUCGGUAUUGGUAUCAUACACAUUCCUCAAACGAGACUGUAGGAGGGAGUAGUCGGGGUAGGGAGAGGGAGAGGGAUAGGCGGGAGGAGAGGGAUUUGGCGGAUUUGGAGGCAAGGAGGGUGAAGGCGGAGUGGGAUCGGAUGAGGCCUCGGUUGCGGGCUGUGAUUGGUGGGAUGGGACUCGUGCUGCCCGACAUCCAAGCAGAGAAUAUCGUUGGAGACUUGAACGUUAAGGGGAAGAACCGACCUGCGGCGGUGGUGGAGGUGUGUGCGGUGUGUGGUCUGGGCAAGAGGGAGAUAUUGGCGGGGAUCGAAGGCGAUGGAAGGGGCGCGGGGUCGGGAGGAGAAUGGAGGGAAUAUGAAGGUGUUAUGGGACAUGCUGGUUGUGUGAAUUGGUGGGUGAGGGUGAGGAACGAAGUCUAGGGAAGAUGGUAUAGUUUGAGAGGCAGGCAACGGUAUACGAGUUCCAGUGGGUUGCACUGCGGGUCAGCGUGGGAAUUCCGUCUACGAAGAGCAUGUAACAUAUGAGGCACUUGAAAGGGAACC